Messenger RNA from Amphimedon queenslandica, 2420 nucleotides. Its product is annotated as tRNA (cytosine(34)-C(5))-methyltransferase-like. Gene Ontology annotation, molecular function: tRNA binding; tRNA (cytidine-N5)-methyltransferase activity. Gene Ontology annotation, cellular component: nucleus; cytoplasm. Bases 108 to 2279 code for a protein of 723 amino acids. NCBI's taxonomy places the organism in Eukaryota, Metazoa, Porifera, Demospongiae, Haplosclerida, Niphatidae. The record is from RefSeq and is a predicted model, not a curated record. The transcript is spliced from 17 exons. Gene Ontology annotation, biological process: tRNA methylation.
UGGCGGGUUUCAAGUCAAUAGACCAUUCCAUGCUUCUUGGCUCCAUUGUAUUUCGAUCCAGCUCGUUUGUACACCUAUCAUUAUAAUCAAGGUCUCUUUCUUUACUUAUGCCUGGUAAAAGAUAUAAAAGGAAAGGCGGAGGAGCAGGAGGGGGCGAGAGAGAAGAGAAAAAGAGAAAGACAGAUGAAAAUACUAAUAAUGAUGGUUACACAGAGAUUAUUAAAGAGAAUUCAGCAUUUGAAGAAUAUUAUAAGACUCAAAGCAUUAUACCUGUUGAUGAAUGGUCUUCCUUUAUGUCAUCACUGCGACAACCACUUCCUGUUACGUUCCGUAUCACUGGAACAAGGACCUGGUCUCAAGGUGUCCUUAAUUGCCUUGAAAAGAGAUAUUUUAGUGAAUUGAAAGAUUUAGUAGUAGAAGGUGAGGCAAUAUCACCACCCACUCCAUUACCAUGGUAUCCUAAUAAUUUAGCGUGGCAUGUGUCUUUAUCUCGUACCACUGUACGUAGCUCACCUCUUCUGUCUAAGUUUCAUUCAUUUCUGGUCAAAGAGAGCAAUCAGGGUAAUAUAUCACGUCAAGAAGCAGUGAGCAUGAUUCCUCCGCUGUUGCUAGGGGUGGAGCCUCGUCACUAUGUACUUGAUAUGUGUGCUGCCCCAGGAUCAAAGACAUCUCAACUAAUAGAAUCACUACACUAUCAGGAUACACUGGAAUCAUCUAUACCCAGUGGUAUAGUAAUAGCUAAUGAUGCUGAUAACAGUAGGUGUUAUACUUUAGUACAUCAAGCCAAGAGAUUGAACAGUCCCUGUCUUAUAAUCACUAAUAAUGAUGCUACCCAAUUCCCAGUACUCUACUAUAACAAUGUUGAUGGUAAACGUGUUCCAUUACAGUAUGACAGAGUACUUUGUGAUGUCCCCUGUAGUGGUGAUGGUACUAUGAGAAAGAAUCCAACAAUAUGGAGAUCAUGGAAUUCUAGUACACCAUUAUCAUUGCACAGAUUACAAUUAAGACUGCUGAUGAGGGGUCUGGAAUUAUUGAAGCCAGGGGGUAGGCUGGUCUAUUCAACAUGUUCAAUGAAUCCAAUAGAAGAUGAAGCAGUUAUUGCUGGAGCAUUGAAGUUGUGUAAUGGAUCAGUGGAACUGGUGGACACUUCUUCACUGUUACCUGGUCUGAAAAGGACAAAUGGAGUUAAUACAUGGAAGGUCUUAACAAAGAAUGGUGAAUGGAUUUCAUCAUAUAAAGAGACUCCGUCUAAUUUACUACACACAGUCCAUUCAUCAAUGUUCCCUCCUACUGCACUAGAGGCUGACACAUAUCAGUUGAACCGAUGUAUUAGAAUCUUUCCUCAUCAACAAGAUACUGGAGGAUUCUUUGUUGCUUUGCUCAGCAAGACGUCUCCAUUACCGUGGCAAGUCCAACCGUCAAACAGUGGACCUACAGUUAAAAGACCUGAUGAGCUAACUGGGAGGCAUGGGUUUGAAAGGAAGUCAAGGAAACAAACAUACAGAGAGGAUCCUUAUGUGUUCCUACCUAGAACCGAUUCUGUAGUUGAAAGUAUUAGUUCUUAUUACAACAUAUCGAGUGAUUCUGGUAUUACUGAUCAAUUCUUAACACGUACACUGACCGGGAAAAAGAAAACACUCUACCUUACUUCUCCCCUAGUUCAAGAAAUAACUAAGAAGAAUGAGAAGGAUUGUAAGAUUAUUAAUACUGGAGUGAGGGUCUUUGCUAGAACAGAGAGUCUUGACAGUGCAUGUGAAUACAGGAUAACACAAGAAGGUAUAGACACAAUGCUUCCUUAUAUAUCCAAUUGUACUGUCCGUGUGACAUUAUCUGAUGUGAUAGCAUUAUUGAAGUAUCCUAAUCCGUUAUUAACUGAGUUAUCAGCUGAUACACAAUCAUUAAUUGAAUCAUUUGGGACAAAAAAGCCUGUUAUAUUUGUAUACUCUGAGGCAAGUGAUGAAACUGAAGGAGAGGAUGUACGUAUUGCAAGUAAUAUAGGCACUCCUAUAUAUCUAGCUGGUUGGAUAGCACGAAAAUCUGUCCGUCUAUACGUAGGUCAUCCUGAUCGCUAUCAUUACCUAGCUAUACUUGGUGAGACUCCACCAGAGACAAUGUCAUUAGAGACACAGUCUGGACAUACUCACUCCACCUUCUUUGAUGAAGAGGGUCCAGUUGCUGAUGAUGUGUCAGCAAGAGAAGAGGGUGGAGGGACGGAAAAGGAAGUUAAAGUACUUAUUGAAGAAGAAGAGUCUAAUAAAAGGACACUAGAACAGGAUUAAUUGAUUGAUAUUAGAUAAUAAUAAUAAAGUAAUUCUAUACCAUGCCUGUAGUUGUAAUUGACAAAUUACAUUGCCUGAUUUCAGGUUAACUUACUCGUGACUUUUAUCCUUUUAAAGACUGCCUUUAACUAUAAAAUAAAA